Molecule: messenger RNA, 2565 nt
Organism: Cooperia oncophora
Lineage: Eukaryota; Metazoa; Nematoda; Chromadorea; Rhabditida; Trichostrongylidae
Source: the annotation of a GenBank genome assembly
AUGUAUGUUCUUGCGAUUCAUCAUUCGUCUGGAGACUUGAAGGGAUUGACUCCGUCUCAUUGUGGUCCUCCCAAAUGGACGACUCCAAACACAUUAAAACAUUACUUUCUCCUUCACGACAUCGCGGAAGAUGAUGAGGCUAAAACCACUGCAGUUUUCAAAGAAAUGUGCACCACGUACGGAAUGGAUUCCUGCCAAAUGUUACGGAUUGGUGAUGGGACACCAACGGAAGAUUUGCCGAAUGUUUGGCAUGAUAGCCAAGAGUUGGAUGCUAUUCUAAACGUUGGAUUACGCCGUGCUCUCCAGCAUGCCGCCGCUUCGGCGAUGGCCCAACAGUCAGCUGAUCGGAAACCAAGUGCCCCUGGCGUAUCCACAAUUUCCCCAUCAUACGCUGUUGUUCAGUCUUUCACCUUGCCAUCCACAGCCAUUAACGGCUAUCCAGGUAAUAAGCUGUACUCAAGCAUUGACGGAAUCGUCUCUUUCACUCUGUUCUGUUUAGGGAAUGGACAACCUUUGAUCAUAAGGGGCAAUGCAAUAUCAGCUGCUGAUAGAGGAACUUUAAAAAACGUCACACUAAAGUUUCUCAGAGACUGUUUGAUUCCUCAUGUAGAAAGAUUAAUGCGCACAUUGCUCGAGCAGUUAGCUGCUAGACGAGGUUUGAUAGGGAAAUCGUUAACGAGCGGAAUGAAGAAAUGGUUCGGUGGCAGUUCGGCUGGGAAUUUACAAACGUUAUCUUCUGUCAGUUUUCAACCAGAAAGUCUGGAAAUGCAAAGUCGACGAUUAGCUGACUUGGCUUUUUUGUUUGGACUGUUCUCUUUCGCACACUCACACUACCGAUCAGUCAAAAAGGAUUUUGAACAUAGCCAGGCUUGGCUCUACCAUGCUGCAGCUUCGGAAAUGGCUGCCGUUGCACUGUAUUUAUCCGAUAACAGGAUAUCGCCGAAGCAGUUUCCACGACAUUACUUUGAAGUAGCGCUUGAAAACCAACUCACCUUCUCAGGCAAGUACACGAGUGUAAUGCGAUGCGCUUUGAACGCGUCUGUAGUUCUGAGCAAAUUAUCGAUGUUCAAGGAGGCUGCAACUCUUCUUUCAACAGUGUCCAGCUUGGAUAAUGAUAUGUGCGUGGCGGUAACUCAAGCGCAUGCUUCUCGGAAUUUCGAGGAGGCAAAAAUGACAAGAAAAGCUGCUUUUUAUCGGAUUCUCGCUGGAAAUCGUUUUAUGAAAGCGGGUCUCAAGCAGAACGCUUUAGAAUGCUAUAGUCAAGCUCUGCGUAAAUAUGCCAACACAAAUUGGGAUUCUAUCGAAGACCACCUAUCAACGAUCUUAUCAGCUGAAGCAUCUGAUAAAAUUUUGGCAGUUGCUUGUGCAGUUCGACUUUUGAGAGAAAGCACAAUUCAAACCGAAACCAAUCAUGCUGCUUUUCUUGACAAUUUUAUCGAGACGUUGACACGUUUUGGUGCAAGCAGUGAGUCAGAGCCGUUUGCUUUGCCUGUUCCCUUGCUGGACGUGCAGUCUACACGGGUGAUUUGUGGGGAACGGCCACAGUCAGAUGAUGUACCUCUCCAUAAGGACAUUGCAUGGGUUGACAUUGAACGUGCUGCUUACCAUACAUUAGCCGGCUCUUCUGCGGCUUUUCGUCCUACUCAUCUUGUAAGUGACGACGAAACUGACAACCAGAGAAUACGAAAUACUCCACCGUAUGAAAGAUUUCGGGUUGAAGUUCAUCUCCACAACCCACUGAAAACAUCGUUGACUGUCCAAAACGUGAGACUUGGUAUCGUGGAUGUUCAGAUGAAAGAAGGCUGUGAGAACAAUGAGCCUUUCGAUGGACAGGAAGUGCUAUCGUCUCUUACGUUCUUGCCGGAAGAGUCAAAAAAGAUUGAGCUGUGGGUGCGUCCCUCCCGCUAUGUUCACGGUUUUCGUGUCGGGAGCUUGCUUUUGGAUAUAUCGGGAUCCAACGGGUCAUUCAUCUUCGGUACACUGCCUAUGAACGUUAGAGGGAAAAGACUGAAUAAGAACCCGAAGCAGAUGAAGUCUGUGGUACAUGCCGUGGAUGAGCGUUUGCGAAUACACGUAGCGCAGAAGCAGUGGCCUCUUUUGGAUUUUCGGGUUGCUCGGAAAAACCAACCUCAAGUGUACUGUGGACAAGCUGUUACACUAAAUGUUGAAGUCGAAAAUAUUGGCAAAGAGCUAGUGAACGGAUUUUGUCUAGCAACCGAUGGUUUGGAUUGCGUCUGUGUUUCAUUGGUGGAUGUAAAUGGGAGGAAGUUGACUGUGACGGUUCGGGCACCGGCAUCACCCGACAUGGAGUCGGACAUCGGCUUGGUAUUUUACUAUCGUGGUGAAAAUCUCACAUACCGUCAAUGGCAAACAGUAGUCUCACUGCAUCCAGUUCCAUUGUUUGAAGCUUCGGCAGUCCUACUUGACGAGGUUCACGGCAUUGCUGCGAUCAACAUGCGGAAUGUGAUGCCUUCCAAUGAUGCAGCUCUUGCUCGCUGCGAAGUUUCACGCGUUCGUCUUGUGUGCCAAAAUGUGAACGAGAAAGGGUUUUGGAGUGAAGCUUGA